AUGCCUCCUCCCCCUCCUCCUCCACCGCCGCCGCCGCCUGGAGGACCAGGCGGCCCUCCUCCGCCCCCUCCACCAGGUCAACUUCCAAGCCGGCCAGCAAAAGGCGAAGUGAAAGACAGGGGCGCACUGCUAUCUGAUAUCCGUGGAGGCACUCGUUUAAAAAAGGCCGUCACGAAUGAUCGCUCUGCACCAAUCCUCGCGGGCUCAGGAGGCGGCUCGGCAGCUCCUCCGAUCGGAGGGGCGCCCCCGGUUCCUGGCAUCAAGCCGCCAUCUGGCCUCGCACCGCCCGUCCCAUCAGCGGCAAACCGGGUUCGAAGCAACAGCGAAGGAGUGACCAGCACCGAUGGUGCUGCAGAUUCUCCAGCCGCUUCUCAAUUAGCAGGCAUAUUUGCGGGUGGAAUGCCCAAGUUGCGCAGUCGCGGGGGUGUUGCUACCGGUGCCACUCGCGACUCUCCCUACAUGUCAGACUCGGAGAGCGCACGCCGCGCGCCUGCUGCUCCCGCCCCAAAGCCUCCAACGGCCCCCAGACCACCUGGAGCACGACCGCCUCCCCCUCCACCAUCAACAGAGUCAUCUACUCAGCCGAUCAACCCGUUGGCUGCCAGCCUCAAGAAGCCGCCGCCGCGCCCCGUCUCUACAACAACAUCCAAGACUGCGCCGCCGGAAGCUCCUCCUCCUCCACGCGCACCUCCUCCACCUCCGGCAUCACGGAAACCAUCUGCUCCUCCGCCGCCGCCUCCUUCUGCCAGCCCUGCUGCACCCCCACCACCGCCUCCAUCUGCUGCGCCGCGGGCACCUCCACCCUCCGGCGCUCCGCCUUCCAUUGCUGCACAGGCAGCCCGCUCGGCCCUGGGACACACCAGCAGUUCACCCGCGGCGCCGCCACCACCACCGCCAGCCUCUGCUCCGGCAGCACCACCUCCCCCUCCACCCACAUCGCCUCCUAUCGCACCUCCCAGCGAGCCUCCAGCCCGUCCAUCUCCUGUACCUGCUCGACCCGCCUCGCACGAACCACACGUAGCGUUGGAUCCCAGCGCCUACACCCUGGCCAACGGCGGCGGGUCUUCGCCGUCACCCGGUUCACGGAGCCCUUCAGUCCAUGUUCAUGGCAAUGUUCGUGUCGAAGAUAACCGGUUCAAAUUUCAGGGUGAAGGGCUACUCCCCAAGCCACGGCCGUUUGUUGGAGGACCUCGGCGGUAUCGAGCCGGGCGCGGCAGCAGUGUGCCGUUGGAUCUCAACGCGCUGAGCGGCUAA
Molecule: messenger RNA, 1254 nt
Organism: Penicillium riverlandense
Lineage: Eukaryota; Fungi; Ascomycota; Eurotiomycetes; Eurotiales; Aspergillaceae
Product: putative proline-rich, actin-associated protein Vrp1
Exons: 2
Coding region: 1-1254 (417 amino acids)
Molecular function (GO): actin binding
Source: RefSeq, a predicted model, not a curated record